This is a messenger RNA of Sclerotinia borealis F-4128, 1926 nucleotides long. NCBI's taxonomy places the organism in Eukaryota, Fungi, Ascomycota, Leotiomycetes, Helotiales, Sclerotiniaceae. The record is from the annotation of a GenBank genome assembly.
AUGUCUCGUUCCCGUAACUCAUUCUUCAGUAGUUCUUCGGGCACAAAUGAUCAAAAAUAUCCUCUUCUAUCAAGAGAAUAUGAUCCGCAUAAUGAUGUCAAUUUGCAUGACCUCUCUUCUCCUUCAGCUUCACGAGCAACGCCUAGUCCACCACCGGAAUUUUAUAAGGAUAUCAGGUCGCCUACUAGCACAAAUGCAAGAAUGAUUUCACCCCGGCCGAUCUCUCAAUCAGGGUCUCCGAGUAAUAUGAAAGGGACUGGAAAGGCGAAGGGAAGGAGGAUACAAUUUGCCGCGCCUCCUCCGCCAAUUGUGGGAAGUGUUGUGGGCUUGGGGAGAGGUGGGAAGAUGGGAAUGAUUUUAGAUGGAAGUGGGAGUCCUAGCUUGAGGGGUAGUUUGGUGAGGGAGGGGAGAGGAGUAAUCGGAACUUUGAAGGGUGCGGGGAGUAGUGUGGGAGUCUCGGCGCAAAUCGAUACUUUGUUGGGAUUGGAAAGGAGGGAAAGCGCUCUACAGGCAGAAUUACAAAUGUUGUUGGAUGCGCAGGGUGAGGGGUUGUUGCAAGGCUUUGGGGGAGGAGGUGGUGAUAGAGAAGAGGGAAGCGGAAGUAGCACGCCUACGACGAGAUCAUUACAACGAGAUAAAGAAAGGGAGGGGGGUAGGAGUAAAGAUGGCGCAAAUAUGCGCACGAUUCCUUUGGUGGAUGUCAAAGGGGAGGAAAGCGACUUGUUAGGAGAAGAAGUUAAAAGGAGAGAGAUAUGCAUUGUGAAAGUGAAGGAUUGGAAGAUCAGGACUGAAGAGGUUAAAAGAGAAAUUGGCGAAUCUAUCGCAGCCGCAGCAGAUACACAAAUUGCAGGAUCAAUUUCAUUGGAUGGAGAAAGACCUCAGUCUGCGCAAGGCCAAUCCGAAGAAGAUCGCGAGAUAGCUGAACUUCAAACUGAGGAGAGGGCUGUCGAGAACGAAAUUCGAGAAACGGAAGAUAGGCUGUUACAAAUGAAGGCUCGGAAGAAUUGGUUGGCAGAACGAAUUAAGGAAAGGGUCAAUCAGAGGGAAUCUCGAUUAAGCAGUUAUCGUGGGGCGCUCAGGGAGGUAGAAGCCGAAGUCCAGGAAUUUUUGACUAGACCACCAGUCAUGGUAUCGAUUAGUAUGGAAAAUGAAGAAGGAUUUAUGGCCCUACCACCCAAGCGACGCACAUUAGAAAUGGCGGAAGAAUGGUGGAGCAAAGAAAUCCAAUCGUUACAAGCGAGGAAAGUCGAGGUAGAGAAGGAAAAAGAAGCACUGGAGGAAGGGGCCAAGUUUUGGGAAGAAUCUAUGGGAACAGUGAUGGAAUUUGAGGAUGAAUUGAGAAAGAAGAUGAACAGUGGAGAGGUGGGUGAUGUAGAGGGAUUGAAGGGUCAGAUUGUGAGGAUGAAGGAGGUAAUUAGGAAACUUGGGGAAACAGCUCAAGUAGCGGAUAGUAAGGGGUGGAAUCUAUUGGUUUGUGCCGUAGGGGCUGAAUUACAGGCCUUUAAACAAGGAGAGGAGAUUCUCAGGGAGGCGUUGAAAGCUAUGGGUGGGGAUAUCGAUGAUGACGAUGAUGAUAAUAUUAAUAUUAAUAAUGACGAUAAAAGCAAAUUCGACAAAGAUAAGGGUAAGAGGAAUAUCACAAACAUCAACACCAACACCAAUACAGAUACGAAAACCAGAACAUCAAGCGAUGAUACAUCGACCGAUGAUGGACUAAAAGAACUGGAAACGGAUCUCGCGAGACACGAACAAGAACAACGAGAACAACAACAGAAAAGUUUGCUCGUGUACAGCAAAGCAAGUUUUAGUGUUGAUGGGGCACAUAUGGACAUGGACAUGGACGAAAGUGAUGAGGAAAAACAUCUAAAGGAGUUAUUGGUGGAUCAUGCGGGGGAUACGGAUCUUGAGGAUCAUGAUGGGUUUUGA